GUUAAACCUAAUCCACCUAAUACAAAGAGAAGCAGACUGAAGUACUUAAAACAUGAAUGACAGGGUUGUUGCUCUAGUCGACAUGGACUGUUUCUAUUGUCAAGUAGAAACUAGGCUGAAUCCAUCACUGAAAGGGAAGCCAAUGGCUGUGGUUCAAUAUAACCAGUGGAAGGGUGGUGGGAUUAUUGCUGUGAACUACGAAGCAAGAGACAUGGGUGUCACAAGGCAUAUGCGGGGAGACGAAGCCAAAAAACAUUGUCCAGAGAUACAACUAGUGAGCGUACCAGCAGUGCGUGGCAAGGCUGAUCUGACCAAGUAUCGAGAUGCAGGACGUGAAGUGAUCAAGGUGAUCUGUGAGUUCAGCGAGGUGGUGCAGCGAGCCAGCGUGGACGAGGCGUACAUCGACCUGACGGAGGUGGUGGCGCAACGUCUGGCUAAACACACCAAGGUGACAUCAGCUCAGCUGGAGAACACAUUUGUUGUCGGCUACUCACCAGACAGCAGCAAUGACGAAGGAGCACGCAGUGUCGGGGUUGACACCUGGCUUGGUGAGGUUUACGGUUGCAGCCUCUCUGACCCUCUGCUGCACAAGUUAGCUACUGCAACAGCCCUCGUGGAGGAAAUGAGAGCUGCUGUCUAUGAUCGGACAGGUUUCCGCUGUUCUGCUGGCAUUGCACAUAACAAGAUCUUGGCCAAACUGGUGGCUGGAAUGCACAAACCCAACAGACAGACAGUGCUGCCACCUGCCAGUGUGAGAGAACUGUACAGCAGCUUGCCUCUGAAGAAGGUUCGCAACCUCGGCGGCAAGUUGGGGGACGAUGUUGUGGAGAGGCUAGGUAUCACGCUAAUGUCCGAACUGGCUAACUUCACUGAGAAACAGCUGCAAGCAAAGUACGACGACAAAACUGGGACUUGGCUGUACAACAUUGCCCGUGGGAUAGACUUGGACCCUGUGACGCCUCGGCUGGUGUCCAAGAGUAUUGGAUGUUGUAAGAAGUUCCCGGGAGUCACGUCCUUGCGUACCAAAACCAACGUUACUCAUUGGCUGUCAGAGCUGGCCACAGAGGUGGCAGAGCGGCUUGAUGAGGACAUACACAUGAACAAGCGAAAAGCUCAACUGUUGACUAUUCACUUCAGCCAAGAGGUUGACGGCAGAGAUGUGGCAAUGUCUCGCUCAGUUGCGUUCCCUGGUUAUGAAAGUGAGAGGAUUGCUGGCUGUGCCUUCAGGGUUCUCAGCAAACACAACUGUGCCAACCCUACUUCUGAUGCUUGGCAUCCUCCCCUGAAGUACUUGGGGUUAUCUGCUGGAAAAUUCACAGACUACUCAGGAAAUUCUGUUGGGUCAAUAGAUAAUUUUUUCAAAGUCAAACCUUCAACCAGUAAAUUGAUUGAUGCAGAAGUAACGUCCUCUAAAGCUGACCCUCCUCUGGUAAAUGAUGAUGUGAGUGGUAAAUGUGAUUCAAAUACUAAAGAGACAACCAAAGAUGAUGAACAGGGUGGAAAAACAUCCUUCUUUGAAAGAUAUUUUAAGAACCAACCGAACAAAAUAGUAAAAUGUAGUCCUAGAGAAGGAAAUGUUUCAGAAGAUAGAAACAAUAAAAUCGAUGACCCUAGUAAAAGUGUGGAGAAGGUAAUAAUUAAUCAUGUUCCAACUAUUGUGGAAUCCAAGCACAUUAAUCAAAAAGACCCAUUCAAAUCUCAAGUCAAAGAACCCACAGUAAAAAGUGAAGAAAGCUGGAUCAGCCCUUCAGAAAUAUUUCCCGACCUUGAAAAUAUAGACGACAGCAUCAUGGGAAUCCUCCCAUCUCCUUUGCAACGUAAAAUCAGCAAAAUGAAAGAAAUAAAAAACACCUCGUCUUCAACAUGUAAUGUUAAAAGCAGCUGCUCUCGCUAUUCCACAGAAUCCGACUGUGCUCCGACAAUCGUAGAAACUGUAGUUGACAUUCAUCCAUCUAGUGCAAUGCCAAACGUUCCCACUACUACGUCCAAGUGUGUAAUUCAGGUUAAAAAACAAACAGAUGGGUCAGAAGAGGAUUUGAUUGAGUCAGAGAGUGUGUUCCAAACUUCUCCAGAUAUGUUUGACCGAGCUGACCAACAAACAUCGGCGAGUGAGGAAUGUUCAUACUGCAAACAACAAAUAUCCAUCUAUGAACUGCAGGAACAUUUAGACCACCAUGUGGCCUUGGAGUUGCAAGAGCAGUGGAACAAACAGCCUCAGAAUAACAGGACAGCUUCUAAAGAAACAAAAACCCUCAAACCAGUAGUGGCUAGUGAAAAGAAAAAGCGGGGAAGACCUAGCAAGAAAGAUAUAGUUGCACCGAAAAAGUUGAGAACCAUUGUAUCGUUUUUUACUAAAAGCUAACCUACAUUUUCUUAGUUCUAAUUCAAGUGGAAUCACAUUUUAAUCUGUCUUUAAAAGUCUGGGCGUUUUUACAAAGUGCGAGGGGUUCAAGUAAGUAUUUUGUAUAACAAAUCUUGUUUAAAUCACCGUGCGUAUAAAACGUAAAAUCAAAAUGUGAAUAUCAUUGUUAUCGUUUUAGCCUUAAAAGGUGUUUAAGAUCUUUAAUAAUGCAGAUUUUCUUGGAUGAAUUUAGUUGAUCAAUGGAUAUUCUUAUUUGCGAGUUCCAAGCUAUGUAUUUCUUUAUCAUGUGAAAAUGAAAAAUGAAAAUACCAACACGAGUAGGCCUAUAGGAUAUGUUAACUUCUAAAUCUUUCAAUCUUUGCUACCUCAGCAUUCAAAAUAUUCUAAAUAGCACUAAGACCACUGUACCUCUUGUUUUCACAAAUACCUUUGCAAUUGUAUGUUUGCCUUGAAAAUAACAUUUAUUGUAGCCUAUCUGUUGAAUAAGUAAAGAGCAUGAAAUAACACGUGGGGGCUCAUCCACACAAUAUGCCAGCAGAAAUUAUGUGACCCAACUCAAAUAUUUUUUAAACUUCCACUACAAGUCAAAAGUGUUGGCAUUGUCCAUAGACGGAUAUGGUACUCUAAUACCUUUUUUUUGAGACUUGAAAAAAGUCGAGAACAUUUUAAUCGAUUAGGCUCAUACUUGGCUCUCCCCUCAUUAACUAAUAAUUAAAAAUACUUAUGUGGAGAAAUCUAAAAAUAACGCAUUAUGUAAACUAACAAGAGAUACAAUUUAGAGAAACUACUAACUGUACUACUGUAAUUCUAUAGAAAUUUUAAGUAUUCAUACCUAAUCCAAAACCUUAAAAAUUCUUAAGAAAACUAUUAUUAAUAUAUUGCAAAAAAAUUAAAUAGGUGUUCUUUAUAUUAUUGCUUUCUUUAGAUAGAAGGUUUUGGCUGUUAAUUCUGGUUAUAUAUCUUUGAUAACACUCAACUGAUUGUUACAUCUUUAAAAGAAUUGUACCUACAUCUUUGCAACCAAUCAAAAUUAGUUUAGUACUCAAAUAGAAAAUCAAAAUCAAAAAUCAUAUUCUUUAUUGCCAUUUUAAUUCCUGGUUCAAUCUAUAAAUGGGUUUUCUAUGUAUUAAUUUUAUAUAUCCUAGGUACUGUACUUAUUUUAAUAGAUUCCAAAGAUGAGGCUGCUGUGUAAGAAAAAAAAUAUCUAAUAAUUUAUACUGUUAUUGUUUUUGCAUGUAGGUUAUUUAUUUGUUAUAAGCUGUAAUAUGUUAUUUUUAUACUGUGAUAUUAAAGUAAGUUGGCAGUUUAGUAGUUAGUAUAUUUUUUUAAACUAUUUAAUUGUUAAGAUUGCUAUGUAACAGUAGGCUACCGUCCAAGAUAAAUAAAUUCCAU
This is a messenger RNA of Macrosteles quadrilineatus (aster leafhopper), 3754 nucleotides long. Its product is annotated as DNA polymerase eta-like. Gene Ontology annotation, molecular function: DNA-directed DNA polymerase activity; damaged DNA binding. Gene Ontology annotation, biological process: error-prone translesion synthesis; response to radiation. The record is from RefSeq and is a predicted model, not a curated record. Gene Ontology annotation, cellular component: site of double-strand break; nucleus; replication fork. The transcript is spliced from 9 exons. Lineage: Eukaryota; Metazoa; Arthropoda; Insecta; Hemiptera; Cicadellidae. The coding region runs from base 53 to 2362 and encodes 769 amino acids.